AGCAAUCGGAAGGACGCGGCGUCAGGACCAAUCCAGGCCCCCGCGGAGUUGGGGAGUCGCCCCUCACCCCGAAAGCCUCAUUCCCGGUUGGGAGUACGCACUUUGCGCGUCCGUGCGCCUCCGCGACUAGUCGAGCCGCAGCGCUCGCGGCCGGCGAAGGUGGCUCAGCUCGGGCGCUCCAGUCCCGACGUUCCCGGGGCAGAGAGCAACGUCCGGGGACGCACGGGACGGGUGCGCCCGGCGGCCGGGGCUGCGCCGGGCGAGGCAAGCGGCGAGAGGGGAGCGCUCCGGGAUUCAGGCAACAGCUACCCCUAGUGGGAGAGCCGCCGGGGCCGCCGCCGCCCCGCGCCCUUGCCCCGCGCCCCGCGCCCGCCGAGCCCCGCGCCCGAAGCGCGCCGGGUCGGCUGGGCGCAGGGACGGCGCUUCUUUCUCCAUCCCUCCCGUCUGCGGCGCCCGGCGCUCACCGGCCACGGGCCCUGCCCUCCGCACCUCCCGCUGGGCCCCAGGCCGCUGACCCGAGAGCUAAGGCGCGGGGCAGGGACGCGAUGGGACGGGGCGGGCGCGGCCGGGGCGGCGCGCGGCAGCCUCGGGCAACGGCGGGGAGCGCCGAGCGCGGUGUGCGUGGCGGGGCCGUGCGGGGGGUGGCCGUGUGCGAGGCGCGAAUGUGAGCGCGCGCGGGAGACGAGCGGGCGAGCGGGCUCCGGGAGGCGAGCGGAGCCCGCGGGCGAACAGGGAAGGCGGCAGGGACCCAAAGUUGCCUCCUCGCGGGCCCGCGUCCCCGGAGGGGCGGGAGCCGGGGCCAGCCGAGCGGCGGCGGGGGACCCGGGCCCCGGCGGCACCUGGGCAGCGGACCCGCACGAGCGGCAGCGGCGGGGGCGGCGUUGGCGGCGGCGGCGGCGCGCGGGAAGCGAACCGAAGCUCCGGCGCGGCUCGGCGAGCGCUGGAGAGCUCCGCUCAGGUGCGCGGCGAGAGGGGCGCGGGCCAGGGCCGGGCUGCUGGGGCCGGAGCCGCGCCCGCGCUCGCACUAACUGGAGGAUCUCCGCUGCAGGCGCCCGGGUCCCAGGUUCAGCUCGCCGUCCCGGGAGGCAGCCCCGGCCGGGGUCCCCCGCCCCUGGGAGCUGGCUAGGCAGCCGGGCCCCAGGCACGACCGCCCCGGCCGCCCCGCCCUCCUGCCGCCGGCGCCCGCCCCAGGCCCAGGAUUUCUGAUUUCUAAGGCUUUGGCCCCGCGGCUGGGGCAUCCCUCCGGGCUCAAGUUGCAAGGGGGCGGGCCCGGCCGGAGGUGGAGUCUCCCGCCAAGUGAAGCCUCGGCUAUAAAUCGAGCUCCCUGCACAGCUCCAGCCAGAUGCCGGGCCAGGCCGCCCCGCCGUUGUUGGGGGGAGAGGGUGGAGGGUCUCAGGGGGCUUGGGGGGCCGUGGCUACCAUGCUCCGCUCCCUCUUGCUUCACGCCCUGAGGCUCUGCGCCCAGACCGCCUCGUGCCUCACGCUCUUCCCGCGCUUCCUCUGCACGGCCUUCAUGCUCUGGCUCCUCGACUUCCUGUGCAUCCGCAAGCAUUUUCUGGGCCGGAGGCGCCGGGGUCGGCCCCAACCUGAAGUGGAGCUCAACAGUGACGAGGAGGAGGUGCCCCCCGACGACCCGCCCAUCUGCGUGUCCGACGACAACCGCCUGUGCACCAUGGCGUCGCUGAAGGCGGUGUGGCACGGCCAAAAGCUGGAUCUCUUCAAGCAGGCGCAUGAGGGCUGCCCCGCGCCCAACUCCCAGGUGGUCCUGCCCGAAGGCUUCCAGUACCAGCACAUCCUUGACUACGCGCGAGGGGACCGGCCGCUGGUGCUCAAUUUCGGAAGCUGCACCUGACCACCGUUCAUGGCGCGAAUGAGCGCCUUCCGGCGCCUGGUCACCAAGUACCAGCGCCACGUGGACUUUCUCAUCAUCUACAUCGAGGAGGCUCACCCCUCGGACGGCUGGGUCACCACUGACACCCCCUACAUCAUCCCACAGCACCGGAGCCUGGACGACCGGGUCAGCGCUGCGCGGGUUCUGCAGCAGGGGGUGCCCGGCUGCGCUCUGGUCCUCGACACCAUGACCAACUCCAGCAGCUCAGCCUACGGCGCCUACUUCGAGCGCCUCUACGUCGUCCAGAGUGGCAUCAUCAUGUACCAGGGCGGCCGCGGCCCUGACGGCUACCAGGUCUCGGAGCUGCGCACCUGGUUGGAGCGCUAUGAUGAGCAGCUGCACAGCACUCUGCCCCGGCCAGUGUAGGCCGCCGAGGGGCCCUGGACUGAACUCGGAGGGCCCCGCCUUCGAACCUUCGAAGCCCACGUGCACACAAGGUCCCAACCCAAGUCCGGUUUGGGGAGGGCCCAGUGACCAGCUGUGCUGAGCCACAGGUCGCAGGCUGGGUCUGCACCCUCCACCAGGCCACCUGAAGACUCCCCACCCCCCUCCUCUGCUUCUGUGACUGUCCCUGCCUGGCUCGGUCUCAGGCCCCUUCUGAGUGUGGAUGUGGUGCUACCCUUUGCUGCUGCCCCUGGACUUGUCCCACAGAGACCCCUGCUGUGUUCUCGAACCCCCUCCCCAGAGAAGAGGGCCAAGCCUUUGCCAGGGUCCCCGGCCUCUGCAAAGAGACUCCGGCUGCAUCCUGUCACCUGCAGGCAGCUGGGCUUAGCAGUGUGCUGAGCCCACCCUGGUUGCCCGGCACCACACCUGCCGCUUGGGGAGGGGUGCCCGCUGUUUUGUGUCUGUUUCGUGUCAGUGAGGUGGGGGAGGGGGGUGGGCAGGGUUGUUUCCCCCCCUUAGUUGGGGUGCUCUGGAGCCCUGCUGCUGAUGAUGAGCUGCCUCUAACUGGUCUUGACCACGAGCUGCUUCUGAAUUGCAGGGGGGCUCCUAGGGGCGCCUAAACCCAGCGGGGGGAAGAGCCCUGGGCUUCCGAGAGGAA
Messenger RNA from Myotis myotis, 2933 nucleotides. RefSeq names its product iodothyronine deiodinase 3 (gene DIO3). The record is from RefSeq and is a predicted model, not a curated record. NCBI's taxonomy places the organism in Eukaryota, Metazoa, Chordata, Mammalia, Chiroptera, Vespertilionidae. The transcript has a single exon. Gene Ontology annotation, molecular function: thyroxine 5'-deiodinase activity.